AAAAAAGCAGCAUUUUGCUUUUUUCAGCUCCAGAUUUCAUGUGGCUUGAGCAUAUUUAUUCUUGUAAAAAACACUAGUAAGGCCUGGCUCUGGAGAGCUAUUUAGACUCUGGCCAUCAAGGGGCGGUGCCUCCCAUGGUGCCUUCUCGGGUGGCUGGAGGGCUAACACAAUCUUCCUCAAGUUCUGGAAUUUUCUUUCAAGGAGACGGGCAGUCCCAGGCUGUUGUUAACUCUCACUUGAGCUCAUCCUUCGCGAAUUCUUCUAAUUCAAUUCCUGGAACUGGGCGUUCGAAUCUGGGUCCGGUUUCUGGGGACAUGAACAAUGCAGUGUUGAACAGUGUGGCGAAUUCUGGUCCAAGUGUUGGGGCAAGUUCCUUGGUCACAGAUGCAAAUUCUGCACUUUCGGGAGGUCCCCAUUUGCAGAGAAGUGCAAGCAUCAAUACAGAGUCAUAUUUAUGCUUACCAGCAUCCCCAAUGUCAUUCUCAUCCAAUAACAUUAGCAUCUCAGGGUCGUCGGUUAUGGAUGCAUCUUCUGUAGUGCAGCCGAAUUCUCAUCAGGACCAGAAUGCUCAACAAGUGCAGCAAAAUCAGCAGCACCAGCACCAGCACCAGCAAGGAGCAUCAACUGCUACAUCAUUACCCACAUCACAAACUGGACAAGUUUCACUUCCCAUGGGUGUGAGGCUUCCUGGGUCAUUUCUUCAGGAUCCAAUGAAUUUAGGCCAGGUUCAAAAGAAACCUCGGUUGGAUAUCAAGCAGGAAGAUAUUCUACAGCAGCAGGUAUUACAACAGCUUCUGCAGAGGCAGGACAGCAUGCAGUUCCAAGGCCGCAAUCCUCAGUUACAAGCCUUGCUUCAGCAGCAGAGACUGCGGCAACAACAGCAGAUUUUGCAGUCUAUGCCACAGUUGCAGAGAGCUCACAUGCAGCAGCAGCAACAACAGCAGCAGCAACAACAGCAGCAACAACAGCAGCAACAGCAGCAACAGCAGCAACAGCAGCAACAGAUGCAGUUGAGGCAGCAACUGCAACAGCAGGCAAUGCAACCAGUAUCUGCAAUGAAGCGCCCAUUUGAUGGUGGUGUAUGUGCUCGGCGCUUGAUGCAAUAUCUAUAUCAUCAACGGCAAAGACCACCUGUGUCUGAAAAUACUAUUGCCUAUUGGAGGAAGUUUGUGACUGAAUACUACUCUCCUCGUGCUAAGAAACGAUGGUGCUUGUCUCUGUAUGAAAAUGUUGGGCAUCAUGCGCUUGGUGUCUUCCCUCAAGCAGCUAUGGAUGCAUGGCAGUGUGACAUUUGUGGUUCUAAAUCCGGAAGGGGUUUUGAGGCAACAGCUGAAGUGCUCCCUAGACUUAAUGAGAUAAAAUUUGGCAGUGGAGUUAUCGACGAGCUUUUAUUUUUGGACUUGCCACGUGAAUGGAGGUUUCCAUCUGGAAUAAUGAUGUUGGAGUAUGGAAAAGCGGUACAAGAAAGUGUAUAUGAGCAACUUCGCGUUGUUCGUGAGGGUCAACUUCGUAUCAUAUUCACACAAGAUUUGAAGAUUCUAUCUUGGGAAUUUUGUGCUCGUCGCCAUGAAGAACUUCUUCCCCGUAGGUUGGUUGCCCCACAGGUGAACCAGCUAGUUCAGGUUGCACAGAAGUGCCAAACCACAAUUGCUGAAAGUGGCUCGGAUGGGGUUUCUCAGCAAGAUCUACAAACAAACAGCAAUAUGGUAUUAUCAGCUGGGCGACAGCUGGCAAAGAGUUUGGAGUUACAGUCACUGAAUGAUUUGGGUUUCUCCAAAAGAUAUGUGAGGUGCUUGCAGAUCUCCGAGGUUGUGAAUAGCAUGAAAGAUUUGAUUGAUUUCUGUCGAGAGCACAAAGUUGGACCCAUUGAGGGCUUGAAGAAUUAUCCUCGACAUUCAAGUGCAGCGAAGCUCCAAAUGCAGAAGAUGCAGGAAAUGGAGCAGCUAGCAAGCGCUCAGGGUAUGCCAACCGACAGGAACACUCUGAAUAAGCUUAUGGCAUUGCAUCCUGGGCUAAAUAAUCAAAUGAACAACAACCAUCACAUGGCUAACCGAGGAGCUUUAAGCGGUUCAGCACAAGCUGCUCUAGCACUGACUAAUUACCAGAAUAUGCUCAUGAGGCAGAACUCAAUGAAUUCGAACCCGAAUUCUCUACAACAAGAGGCUUCAUCUUCCUUCAAUAAUUCGAACCAAAGCCCAUCAUCAACCUUCCAAGGGGCUGCUGCUUUAAUACCAGGAUCAAUGCAGCAUGUACCUGUUAGUGGCUACUCGAGCCCUCAUCUAUCUUUGCAAUCACCACAACAGCCACAACAGCUGCCUCAGCGCUCGGUGAGUGCUAAUAGCAUCCUACAGCAGAACCAUCCUCAGAGCACUCAAGGCAAUCAGGCCUUGCAGCAGCAGAUGAUCCAGCAACUGCUGCAGGAGAUGUCUAAUAGCAGUGGAGGUGCCCCACAGUCUCAUGCUGGAUCAAAUGCCAACAGUAAUGGGGGUGCAGCAGCGAGGAAUGGAAUGAACUUUGGUGGCAACACUUCAGCAGCACCGGCGGCAGCGGCUCCCAGUGCAGCAGGAAGUAACGGACCUGCGCCAAGCAGGAGCAACAGUUUCAAAGUCGCUUCAAACAGCGACUCUUCUGCAGCCGGUGGCAACAAUGGAUUCCACCAGAGAGCACCAGAAUUGCACCAGAAUCUUCAUUUGCAGGAGGAUAUGGUUCAGGACAUUGCCCAUGAAUUCACGGAAAACGGGUUUUUCAACAGUGAUCUUGAAGAUAAUAUGGGUUAUGGUUGGAAGGCAUGACUAACAAAAUUUGGUCUAAUCAUUGGCGUUCCAGACCGCACAAGUGGGCAUCAUAUAUCUUUGUACAGGUCAUUUGAGAUAGCUGUUUUCUUUACCUCCAUUUUUCUCGACUCUCGCUCUCUCUUUUCAAGAAUGGAUUUUGUUGUGACAUGGCCCACUUGUACUUUCACUAGUUCACUAGGCUUAUUAGCAUCUCUUCCGCCCUCCUCUUCUUCUUCUUGGUCUCUCUCUCGCUGUUUCUUCUCCUUUUUUUUUUUUUUUUUCCCGAGGCUUUUCUGUCACCAAGUCUUCUACAAGUGUAAUCUAUCGGACAAAAUCCCAAGAACAAACAGAUUUCGUAUUAACAUUA
This is a messenger RNA of Morus notabilis, 3141 nucleotides long. RefSeq names its product probable transcriptional regulator SLK2. The transcript is spliced from 10 exons. Gene Ontology annotation, cellular component: nucleus; transcription regulator complex. Gene Ontology annotation, molecular function: DNA binding. The record is from RefSeq and is a predicted model, not a curated record. Lineage: Eukaryota; Viridiplantae; Streptophyta; Magnoliopsida; Rosales; Moraceae. The coding region runs from base 135 to 2792 and encodes 885 amino acids. Gene Ontology annotation, biological process: positive regulation of transcription by RNA polymerase II; negative regulation of transcription by RNA polymerase II.